AUGUCCACUGUGGAAUCCGAAAAACCCAUCACCAAUGAGACAGUUGAGCCCUCGCUUCGCAAGAGAAAGUUGGUUCGUAAACAGGACCUGCUGUCCAAAUUGAAGUACAUUAUCUGGAUUACUGGCCAUGUGAUGUGUAUUGUUUUCGGACUUGUCACCUUCGUCUGGCAGACCUUGUGGUUGAAAAAUGUCUACUAUGUCAACUCCAUUGCUUACAGAUUGUCGCUUCUCGGAGCAUCCAUGGCGCUCGUUGCUACCAUGUCCCAUAAGUUUGGCUUGAGCUACUUGCCUCACUUCCCAACGUUGCUCACCCAACUGAAUUUCCAGUACUUGGUGUUGGCAAUCAUCUGGUGCUUCACCUUCAAGUCUGUCUUAAAGAUUAUCCCUCUUUUCUUAAUUUCCGUGUUGCAAUUGACAAAUCAUAAGAAGAUUGCUGUCGUUCAGAAACAGGCAGACUUUUUGGCAUCUAUUAUUGCAUUUGACGAGAUCUUCCUUGUUAUCUACUUGUUGGUACGUGCUAUUUUCUUCAGACAGACCUCUGGCUACCAAUUGGCGGUGGUAUUGAUCUUCAUGUGGUUGAGAGUGUUGUUUGAUGAUGACACCGCCAACAUGUUUGCAUAUAUUCUUGACAAGUUCGACACGAAGGUUUCCACGCUGAAGAAUGAGAAGGUAUUGAAGGUGUGGAAGAAGACUAAGGCCUUCCUCGAUGAGAAGAGACAGUAUGGUGUCCAGUAG
Messenger RNA from Sungouiella intermedia, 735 nucleotides. NCBI's taxonomy places the organism in Eukaryota, Fungi, Ascomycota, Pichiomycetes, Serinales, Metschnikowiaceae. The record is from the annotation of a GenBank genome assembly.